This is a messenger RNA of Paraphaeosphaeria sporulosa, 1383 nucleotides long. RefSeq lists its product as uncharacterized. The coding region runs from base 1 to 1383 and encodes 460 amino acids. NCBI's taxonomy places the organism in Eukaryota, Fungi, Ascomycota, Dothideomycetes, Pleosporales, Didymosphaeriaceae. The transcript has 4 exons. The record is from RefSeq and is a predicted model, not a curated record.
AUGGCUCCCAAACCAGAUGAUGCACGAUCAGACGCUGACCUCUGGAUGAUAUAUGCCAAUAAGAUUAGGGAGACGUACUUUGCUGGUCAGGAUGUUGGCACUCACAAUCGCAUAUACAUUCCCCCUUUGAACACUCAAGCUAUCCUGGCCGGGGAUACGAUCGAACAAGCCGUGACAAAUUAUGGAGUUGCUCGUGCAGGUGAUUCAUUGAUCACUCCGGACAAUCCAAUGAUGACAUUUAGCGGUGAGACUUACUCCCAAAAAUGCCUCCGCUACCUCCAGAGCGUUCAACUGGGCGGUGUAAGCGAUCUUGGUCUGGAACAAAUCGCCCGUGACCGCAAGAAUGCAAUUACCGAAAAACAGACCACCUUCAACCAGACACAAAAUGAUGCCGUUGCUGCCUACCAAUCUGACCCCGUCAGAGACCCAAGCCAGUCAUUUUCGGACUGGGUUUUGGAUAAAUACCCGGCUUAUGGCGAAGCCAAGGAUGAUCUGGCCGGAGCUGUCAAUAGCUAUGAUCAGAUCAUGACCCAAAUAUACGGUGCUGGGUUCAAGUCCUUGUCAAAAGACCAGAAAACGGUCGCCGCGGCUUGUGACGCACAAGUGAAGUCGAUUUACAACAUGGAGGUAUCUGCCGCUUUGAUUGGAUCCAAGGAUAUUGUUACUGGACCGAAGACAUAUGCUCCAGCAUACCAUAUCUCCCAAGGUUACCCAACAGCAGUGAAAGGAUGGAUCAGACGUGCAGCAGACCUGAACCCUCCAUCUGCAGGGUUUUCCUUCAGUUCCAAGGAUGCCAGUAACUACAGCUGGGCGCAGGUUGGCUAUUCUUCCACCCGCUUGGGGGCAAGUGUGGGCUGGGCUCCAUUUUUCAGAGCGGAGUACACGUACAAUAAGGAAAAGAAAACUGAGGAUGUAAACGUUGGAAGCCAGAGCAGCGAGAUUAAAUUCGAAUUGAAAGCUCUUGGAAUUCAGUCAUUUGACAUAUACCCAGACAACAGCUGGGCGCCCCAGGACCUGAAGAAGAACUAUCCCCAUCUCUUCGCAAGCGCGUCGCCUGACCUUUGGGACCCAAUGUUCCGGGCCAGUUAUGUCGUCGUGGGCUACAACGUGUCUAUCAAGAUUACCAUGGAUAAGAGCACGUACGAUAAAAUUAAGUCGUCUAUUCAGACGGCUAGUAGCCAUUCCGGAGGUGCUUCUGCAUCUCUUUUUGGCUUCAAACUUAAUCUUGGGGGAAAUGCAAGUUACAGUGAAGAAAAUAGCACGGAUUAUGAUAAGGUUAAAACGAAUGAUUCCGAGUACUCCUUCGAGAUUCCGGCAUCAAACAAUACUCUUCCUGUCUUGCUUGCAACACUGGGCACCGAGGUUGCGCCUAAGAACUCUUAA